AUGUUGAGAAGCUUCAGAGCGUUUUCCACCUCCAGAGCGGCCCGCCAGGUCAUUGGCGCCGCCAAGGGCGAAACUGUCAACUCCACCAAAUACUUGGGCCAAAAGUACCAUGUCAUUGACCACGAGUACGACUGUGUGGUUGUCGGCGCCGGUGGUGCUGGUCUUAGAGCAGCCUUUGGCUUGGCCGAGGCCGGCUUCAAAACCGCCUGUGUCACCAAGUUGUUCCCCACCAGAUCCCACACCGUGGCCGCCCAGGGCGGAAUCAAUGCUGCUUUGGGAAACAUGCACAAGGACGACUGGCACUGGCACAUGUACGACACCGUCAAGGGUUCGGACUGGUUGGGUGACCAGGACGCCAUCCACUACAUGACCAAGGAGGCGCCCCAGUCCAUCUACGAGUUGGAGAACUACGGUGUGCCCUUUUCCAGAAACGAGGAAGGCCGUAUCUACCAGCGUGCGUUCGGUGGCCAGUCCAAGGAGUACGGUAAGGGUGGCCAGGCCUACAGAACGUGUGCCGUGGCUGACAGAACCGGCCACGCCUUGUUGCACUCGUUGUACGGCCAGUCCUUGAGACACGACACGCACUUUUUCAUUGAGUUCUUCGCCAUGGACUUGAUGAUGCAGGACGGCGAGUGUGUCGGUGUGGUGGCCUACAACCAGGAGGACGGUACUUUGCACCGUUUCCGCGCCCACAAGACCGUGUUGGCCACUGGUGGUUACGGUAGAGCCUACUUCUCCUGUACCUCCGCCCACACCUGUACCGGUGACGGUUACGCCAUGGCCUCGAGAGCUGGCUUGCCUUUGCAGGACUUGGAGUUUGUGCAGUUCCACCCUUCGGGUAUCUACGGCUCGGGCUGCUUGAUCACCGAGGGUGCCAGAGGUGAAGGUGGUUACUUGAUCAACUCCGAGGGUGAGCGUUUCAUGGAGCGUUACGCUCCUCACGCCAAGGACUUGGCCUCCAGAGACGUUGUUUCCCGUGCCAUCACCAUGGAAAUCAACGAAGGUAGAGGUGUCGGCCCAGAAAAGGACCACAUGUUCUUGCAAUUGUCCCACAUCCCUGCGUCUGUGUUGAAGGAAAGAUUGCCUGGUAUUUCUGAGACCGCCCACAUUUUCGCCGGUGUCGACGUGACCAAGGAGCCUAUCCCUAUCUUGCCUACCGUCCACUACAACAUGGGUGGUAUUCCAACCAGAUGGACCGGUGAGGUGCUCAAGAAGAACGAGAAGGGCGAGGAUGAAGUUGUUCCUGGCUUGUUGGCUUGUGGUGAAGUUGCCUGUGCCUCCGUUCACGGUGCCAACAGAUUGGGUGCCAACUCUUUGUUGGACUUGGUUGUUUUUGGUAGAGCUGUUUCCCACACCAUCAGAGACUCUUUGACCCCAGGUACUCCUCUCAAGCCUGUUCCUAAGGACCUUGGUUUGGACUCCAUCGCCAACCUUGAUAAGUUGAGAAACGCCAACGGUACCAAGUCCACUGCCGAGAUUAGAUUGGCCAUGCAAAAGACCAUGCAAAAGGGAUGUGCUGUGUUCAGAACCCAAGAAACUUUGGACGAAUGUGUCAAGAACAUCAACGAAGUUGAUGAAACCUUCAAGCAUGUCAAGACCACCGACAGAUCCAUGAUCUGGAACUCCGACUUGGUGGAGACUUUGGAGUUGCAAAACUUGUUGACUUGUGCCACUCAAACUGCUGCCUCUGCUGCUGCUAGACCUGAAUCUAGAGGUGCUCAUGCUAGAGAUGACUACCCUGACAGAAACGAUGCUGAAUGGAUGAAGCACACCUUGUCUUACCAAGAGAAGUUUGGUGCUCCAGUCAGGUUGGAUUACAGAAAUGUCAUUAGCCACACCUUGGAUGAGAACGAUUGUAAGUCUGUUCCUCCAGCCAAGCGUGUCUACUAA
This is a messenger RNA of Clavispora lusitaniae ATCC 42720, 1890 nucleotides long. RefSeq names its product succinate dehydrogenase, flavoprotein subunit. Gene Ontology annotation, biological process: mitochondrial electron transport, succinate to ubiquinone; tricarboxylic acid cycle. The record is from RefSeq and is a predicted model, not a curated record. Gene Ontology annotation, molecular function: electron transfer activity; flavin adenine dinucleotide binding; succinate dehydrogenase (quinone) activity. Lineage: Eukaryota; Fungi; Ascomycota; Pichiomycetes; Serinales; Metschnikowiaceae.